This is a messenger RNA of Staurois parvus, 945 nucleotides long. The record is from the annotation of a GenBank genome assembly. Lineage: Eukaryota; Metazoa; Chordata; Amphibia; Anura; Ranidae.
AUGGCCUCUAUUAAUCUGGAGAACCAGCUGCAGAGUGCUCAGAAGAAUCUACUAUUCCUGCAGCAGGAGCAUGCUAACACCCUGAAAGGCUUGCACGCAGAAAUCCGUCGGCUGCAGCAGCAUUGCACAGAUCUGACAUAUGAACUGACAGUGAAGAGUUCAGACCAGACAGGCGAUAGCAUUUCAAGGAGUGAUGAACUUAGGAGAAGAUGUGAAGAACUGGAAGCUCAGUUAAAGGACAAAGAAACAGAGAACAAUGAGUUGUUAAAGGAGUUAGAGCAGAAAAAUGCUAUGAUUAUGGUGCUUGAAAAUACUAUUAAAGAAAGAGAGAAAAAAUACUUGGAAGAACUAAAAGUUAAAAGCCAUAAAUUGAAUAUGCUGUCCAGUGAACUGGAGCAGAGGGCCAGUACCAUUGCUUAUCUCACAUCACAGCUGCACGCUACCAAAAAGAAGCUGCUCAGUACCAGUGGGGCCCCUGAGGUAGCCCCUCCUGGCAGCCCAGUAACAUCUAGUUACAAGCCAUCUCCUCCCAAAGAAAAGCAACCAGAGACUCCAAGAAGAAGGAUGAAGAAGAGUCUGUCCACACCACUCAAUGCUGACUUUGCAGAGGUCUACAGACUAGGUGCUGAUGGUCGAAAGAUAAUGUUGCGUGAACCUGUGGAUGCCAUGCCAGACCCUACUCCCUUUUUAUUGGCAAGACAGUCAGCAGACACUCAGAUCAUCAAAGAGAGGCCACUUGUCAUUCCUCCGAUUCGCUCUGACUCAAGUAGCCCGGCUAAAGAGAAGAAGCAGAGGGCCCAUGUUGGAGUUGCACAUCGAAUUCCCCAUGCCACCUCUGUUCAGAGUCAGGUUGGACCUCAGCCAGAAGUUGAAACCUUAGCAGUGGAUCAAGUCAAUUCAAGCAAAGUUGUUAGGAAGCACUCAGGAACUGACAGAACUAUUUAA